Messenger RNA from Carlito syrichta (Philippine tarsier), 2533 nucleotides. RefSeq names its product ring finger and WD repeat domain 3 (gene RFWD3). Bases 1 to 2325 code for a protein of 774 amino acids. Gene Ontology annotation, molecular function: protein binding; ubiquitin protein ligase activity. Gene Ontology annotation, cellular component: nucleus; site of double-strand break. The record is from RefSeq and is a predicted model, not a curated record. The transcript has 14 exons. Gene Ontology annotation, biological process: interstrand cross-link repair; protein ubiquitination; double-strand break repair via homologous recombination. Lineage: Eukaryota; Metazoa; Chordata; Mammalia; Primates; Tarsiidae.
AUGGCUCAUGAAACAAUGGAGUAUGAUCUUCAGAUGCAGUUAGAUCAUAAUGCUGCACAACAACCAGCUCCUGUUGAAGUGGUCAGCAGCCAAGGGAGACCAGUCCUGUUCCAGCCUCCUGUUUCUGUUGAAGUGGUCAGCAGCCAAGGGCGACCAGUUCUGCUCCAGCCUACUCCUGCUGAAGUGAUCAGCAGCCAAAGAGAACCACCUUUCCUUCAGCCUGCUCCACAAGUGUCCAUUGACCUGACAGAGGAAGUGGAGUACUUGGGAGAAGAAAAUGUGGAGAACAUCAAUCCGAGAGCUUCAGAGCUGCAUAGACAAUCUGACACUAACCGCACCAUCCAAUCUUCAUUGGAAUCCGUGAACAACUUUGUCAGUGGGCUGCAGAGACUUCAUGGCAUGCUAGAAUUCUUGAGACCUCCAUCUUCAGGCCACAGUGUGGGGCCAGUGAGAACAGGGAGAAGGAGAGGCUCUGCUUCACGAAGGAGAAGAGCCGGAGGGUCUCAGAGGACAGGCAAUGUCAGGUUGAGAGCACCACUGGAUGCUUACUUUCAGGUGAGCAGGACCCAGCCUGACUUGCCAGCUGCCUCUUAUGAUUCAGAGACUGGAAAUUCUAUGUCUGAAGACUUGCAGGUGUCUAGUAGUUCCAAUUCUGACAGUGACAACUCUGCAGAGGAUGGAGAGGUUGUUGUCCAGGCAGAGGAACCUGGAGUUGUCAUUUUAGAAGAGGAACCACCAAGUGUCUCAGCAGAGCAAGAAGUUACAUGUAUCAGUGGAGGCGAGAUAUUCCCCAAACAGCCUUCUCCCCAGAAGUCUAGUCCUCUUCUACCUUCUGCGUCUGUCGAUGAUGAAGAAGGAGACACUUGUACAAUAUGUAUGGAACAGUGGACCAAUGCUGGUGAACACCGUCUCUCAGCAUUACGCUGUGGGCACCUCUUUGGCUAUGGGUGCAUUUCUAAGUGGCUCAAAGGACAAACACGAAAAUGUCCUCAGUGCAACAAGAAAGCCAAGCACAGUGAUAUUGUUGUCCUUUAUGCCCGAACCCUAAGAGCUUUGGACACCAGUGAACGGGAACAGAUGAAAAGUUCUUUAGUACAGGAGCAGAUGCUAAGGAAGAAGGCUGAGUUAGAAUCAGCACGGUGCCGACUUCAACUUCAGGUCAUCACUGUUGAGUGCACUAAGCUUCAGUGUCGUGUUCAGGACUUACAGAAACUUUUGCAGCAUCACGGUCAGAGUUUGCAGCAAUCCAGGGGCUCCCAAGCACAUUUCCUGAACUGUUCACCUUCCAGCCAGGGCCAGCACAAGUACCUCUUCCAGAAGACCUUCACAAUAUCUCAGACAGGAAACUGCCGAAUCAUGGCAUACUGUGAUGCUCUGAGCUGCCUGGUGGUGUCACAACCUUCCCCUCAGGCCUCCUUCCUUCCAGGCUUUGGUGUUAAGAUGUUGAGUACUGCCAACAUGAAAAGCAGUCAGUAUAUCCCAAUGCAUGGCAAACAGAUCCGCGGAUUGGCUUUCAGCAGAUGGUCCAAAGGCUUAUUGCUCUCUGCUUCCCUAGAUAGCACUAUUAAACUGACCAGCCUAGAGACAAAUACUGUGGUCCAGACCUACAAUGCCGGACGUCCUGUCUGGAGUUGUUGCUGGUGUCUUGAUGAGAAUAAUUAUAUAUAUGCUGGACUGGCCAAUGGUUCAAUUCUGGUGUAUGACUUGCGAAACACAAACAGUCAUGUCCAGGAGUUGGUCCCUCAGAAAGCCAGAUGCCCACUCGUAUCCCUGUCAUACAUACCCAGAGCUGCCUCAGCUGCAUUUCCAUAUGGUGGGGUUUUGGCUGGAACCUUGGAGGAUGCGACUUUUUGGGAACUGAAAAUGGACUUUUCUCAUUGGCCUCAUGUGCUGCCAUUGGAGCCAGGGGGCUGCAUAGACUUUCAGACGGAGAGCAGCACCCGGCACUGUCUUGUGACUUAUAGGCCUGAUAAAAACCACAACACCAUGCGAAGUGUGCUGAUGGAGCUGUCUUACAGGCUGGAUGACACCAGAAAUCCAGUCUGCUCCUGCCAUUCUGUACAAACAUUUCCUGGGGGACCCACUUGUAAGUUAUUGACCAAAAGUGCCCUUUUCCAAAGCCCAGAGAAUGAUGGCAACAUCCUGGUGUGUACUGGAGAUGAAGCAUCAAAUUCUGCCUUGCUGUGGGAUGCUGGCAGUGGCUCAUUGCUGCAGAAACUGCAGACCGAUCAGCCUAUCUUGGACAUCUGCCCAUUUGAGGUGAACCAUAACAGCUACUUGGCUACCUUAACAGAGAAGAUGGUGCAUAUCUAUAGAUGGGAGUGACCAUGAUCUUGAAACCUUUCAGGCAUGCUGCUGGUUGACUUUAAGUGUUGUUUGCUAACAUCUAGCAGUUCCGAACAAGAUUCCUGCUUAUUGACUGUAGCCUAUACUUUUGGGAUCAUGGUUCAUUUAGAUUAGUAUGAUUCUAGGAAUCCAGAUCACUGAGACAUUACAGAUUGUGUAUUUGCUAUUCCAUCAAAAGAGUAAUUGA